Gryllus bimaculatus (two-spotted cricket) is the source of this 2257-nucleotide messenger RNA. The record is from the annotation of a GenBank genome assembly. NCBI's taxonomy places the organism in Eukaryota, Metazoa, Arthropoda, Insecta, Orthoptera, Gryllidae.
GAAGUUUUAUGUAAUAGAGUUCAAAUUAGGGAUACUUUCGCAUGAGUUCUGUUCUCAUUAUAAUAUAACGGAACCGUUUCCAAUAAUAAGAGAAAGUAUGAUUACCACUAGUUUUAAAUUGUGGACACAUAUGUUAUAAAUGACCGCUAAAAUUCCACUUUAACACUAUUUUAAUAAAAUGGCAUUAAGAUUGCUUUUUCAUUACACUUGCGUUACUAAUAAUAUGUAGGCUCAUGAAGUUUCGAUAUAUCUUAUAAUUUAAAAUCGGAAGCGAAGAGCUGUGAGAUGACAAGUAAUUAUGAACAUGUGAUCAGAACUGGCGUGGGUUGCGUUCUUGUGGCGUGCUUGUUCGGGAAGUUCUUUGUUGUGAUGACGUAAUUUCAUUCUGUUGUACAGAGGCGUAUUAAAUUGUCAUUUCACACGUUUGGGCAUUUUGGUUAAAGUUAUUUUCGUAGACGAGGAAUAUUUAAAAUUACUACGAAAAAACAUCACUAAACAGAAGGCAAAAAAUGGUAGGAUUGUGGUCGCCAGAUCCUCCACCGGAACCAGAGAAUUUAGAAGAAAAUAAUGCCGGUUAUUUCGUUGUCACUGCUUCAGACGAGGAGCAUGAAGAUGAAGGUUAUGAAGGGUACGAACCCCUAUCCGAUGUGGAUGACGACGAUAAUGACGAGGAAAACGAGGAUGAAGAAAUUGACGAGGAACUAAACCCUCAGUUUACAAAUACUUCAGCAUCUGAUUGUGAUGCACGGGACAGAACAAGGCCUGCUGAUGUUGCCAGAUCUGCAGCAAACUGUCGUGAGUUUUGUAAAUAUUUGUUGCCUGCUCCUGAAGAGAAUAUUGAUGAGGCAGAAUGUGCUUCAAGCUCAUCAACAGGAUGCAACACACAGGAGAGUUCUGAUGGAGUUGAGGCUGGUCCUAGCAGCUCUCGUUUAGAAAUGGGAGAACAGCAAGUUGCAGAUGUAAUGGCUGCAAUGGCAAAUGUCACAUUACCUCCUUCAGCUGUUCCACAGUGGGCAACUGUAGUUCCUGAAGAUCAGUGGAUUCAACACAUUUUGGCCCGAGUGAAACUUCUCCAAAAUAAGAAUAUCAGUGACAAGUAAAUACUCUUUCACUUGAAGUAAUUUCAAGUUGUUUUCUCUGUCUCUAGAGGUUUUUGUAAGAUACGGUGUAAUGUUUCAUUUUGUGCUCCUGUACAUUAUUUGGUCUAUAUUUGAAUGUUAGAAUUUUGAGUAUUGUUCUUGUGUUGCCCGUCUACACCCAAGACUUCUACAUGCAUUCGAGAAGAACAAACCGCUUUAUAUUUGACGGUACUUAAUUUUUUCAACAUGAAUAUGCAAGAUCUUAAAUUAUGCACCAAGAAAUUGUUUUUCAUAAAUUCUGAUGUGGCUGCAUCAGUUGUAAUUUUCAGACUCGAUGCUCUUCUAGAGUCUAGUGUAAAAGCUGAAACCUCAGCUAUGCCUUUUUUAAGUAUCAGAAAAACUAUGUAUAUUAACUGUGUUUUAACUGUAUCAAAUUAACUUACAACUGGUUUCCUAUCUAAAAUAAACAAGGUGGAAAAUGCUCAAAACAUUCCUUUGUAAUAUGACAAUUGGGAGCACGAAGUCAGUACUGUGCUAAGGAGAAGGAGGGAGGGGGGGGUGAAAUAGCAUGCUUUCCAUUUAAGUAUCAGUUGUGUCUUCCAGAAGGGCACAGUAAAACUCCAAGAAUACAAGUUACUCUACUAACUUCCUGUAACUAUUGAUUAUAAACAAUGUAACUUAUGUAAAAUAUCAAGUAAAUCAUUUUCAGUACAGAAUGUGGUUUUGAUUUCAUACAAUACAUAAACAUAACAUAAUUUUUAAGCUGAAUUAUAUCACAGCAACACAUUGUAUACCUUCAACUGUUGUAUGACGGAUGUUUUUAUUUAAUUCAAAAGUUCUCAACUGCUGUUACAUGCACCACCAAUGACAUACAGUAGGAUCAAAGAUGGUAUGCAAGAUCUAUUUGGAAAAAAAUUCUUAUCAUGUUUCUGGAAGGGAUUGUAUUCUGGUACCUUUAAUAAUACAAAAUAGCUAGUGUUAAUUUGUUGUUGUUUUUCAGAACUAGAAAAUAUUUUUUUUAAAGUUUGCAGCUGUUUUUUUGAAAAUAUUUUAUUUUUUAUUCUAAGAUAAAAUUAACCUGAAAUUAAUUUAGAAAGGCUGUUUCAAUUUUGUAAAUUCUAUCUACUAGUUUGAAUAAUUAUAUACAAAAUUAUAAAUGAAAUAUACUUUUGUGUUCC